UAGAUUCGCGUCCAGUCAGACGUGUCAGUAAAAGCAGCCGCGGAAGUAUCGGCUUUCAGUUCAACAUAGCUUCAAGUGUGACGAGCUGAGAAAAACCAGGGCUAUUUUCUGUCUCACCACUCCCAAGCCGUCAAACGAGAAAAAAGACUUGGGAAAUAUAUUCAAGAGCUGCUUUUAUUCAAGUCAUGGUGAGAAGACAUUGACCGGAUCGCUCAGGUUUACACAGUGUGGGCUUCGUCCGUCGUGUACAAGACUGCGGUCUGAUGCCAUCGCUCUCCAUUCCGCCUGCCAUGGACGGGCACAGCUUUUCGCAUUUAGACGGACAUCAGAAGGAUGCCGGGGGGUUUAUCCUGGCACCCCCUAUGAGCUACGUGUUUGCCAACAAUCCUUGGAGCUUCCCCCAUCAGACCUACAGCUUGCCCUGUCCCGUGCAAUCUGAAAACCAGCAGCAGCUUAUCAACGGCCCAUUGGACAUGGCCACUGAUUUUUUUCCCAAUGGUCUCAACGACUUUGACUUCCCUGGUCUGAAUCUCACUCGGAAUGACGACCUCCCUCCGGACCUCUCUGGUCUGGAUGAUCUGUUGAUCUUCUCCCCUCCGACCGACUCUUUAUCCGAAUACACCGUUAACAACUUAAUCAACACUGAAAUGCCUUCCAAUGUGCCCACGAUAUGGGACAUUAAAACAUCACCAGCAUCAGUCCAAGAGUUGAAUUCUAACAGGUUUCAAGGUUUAAACUCGUUGGAUGACAUCACUGCUAUCAUUAAUACACCACCCAUUGGAGGUUAUCAGAGAUCCCAAACACAGCCAGAAGAGGAAGAGGAAGUCGAGGUGGAGGAGACCGAAGAGUUGGGUCAUGUUGACACCUAUGCAGACUACAGGCCCUCUAAAUCCAAGAUAGGAAUAUCCCACCCAGACCGAGUGGUGGAGACCAACACUUUAUCCAGCGUACCUCCUCCAGAUAUCACCUACACCCUGUCCAUCCCAGAGACCACCAUAAACAGAGGCCUGCUUUCUGCCUUGCAGCUGGAGGCCAUUAUUUACGCCUGCCAGCAACAUGAAGUGAUUCUCCAGAACAACCAGCGGGCCGGCUUCCUCAUAGGGGACGGCGCUGGAGUUGGCAAAGGCCGCACAGUGGCUGGCAUCAUUCUAGAAAACUACUUAAAGGGAAGGAAGAAAGCACUAUGGUUCAGCGUCUCCAAUGACCUGAAAUAUGACGCAGAGAGAGAUCUCCAAGACAUCCAUGCACCCAAUAUACAAGUGCAUGCCUUGAAUAAGAUAAAGUACGGAGACACAGCUACCUCAGAAGGAGUCCUGUUUGCCACCUACUCAGCACUAAUUGGGGAGAGUCAGGCAGGCGGCCAACACCGAACGCGUCUGAAGCAGAUCCUAGACUGGUGUGAGCCGGGUUUUGAUGGAGUUAUCAUAUUUGACGAAUGCCACAAAGCCAAAAAUGCAACAUCCACAAAGAUGGGCAAGGCCGUGCUGGAUCUGCAGAACAAGUUGCCAUUGGCCAGAGUGGUGUAUGCCAGUGCCACAGGUGCCUCGGAGCCAAAGAACAUGAUAUAUAUGAGCCGUCUGGGGAUCUGGGGAGAGGGAACCCCCUUCAGAACCUUUGACGACUUCCUCCACGCCAUUGAGAAGAGGGGCGUGGGGGCCAUGGAGAUCGUCGCAAUGGAUAUGAAGGUCAGCGGGAUGUACAUCGCACGCCAACUCAGCUUCUCAGGAGUCUCAUUCCGCAUAGAAGAGAUCAGCUUGGAUGAUGAUUUCAAACUUGUGUACAACAAAGCUGCUAAACUUUGGGCGGAAGCUUUGGCCGUGUUCAUGCAGGCCGCUGACGAACUCUGCAUGAGCUCCAGGAAAUCCCUGUGGGGUCAGUUUUGGUCAUCCCACCAGCGUUUCUUUAAAUACCUCUGUAUCGCUGCCAAGGUGCGCUGCCUGGUGGAACUGGCCAAAAAAGAGUUGGAAGCAGGGAAGUGUGUCGUGAUAGGGCUACAGUCAACAGGUGAGGCUCGAACCAGAGAAGUCCUUGACGAAAACGACGGACACUUGGACAGAUUUGUGUCUGCUGCCGAGGGUGUGUUUCAGUCUCUGGUCCUCAAACACUUUCCGUCAGAGAAGCAGAGAAGAGAAAAAGGAGCUGGGAACAAGAGGAAACGUAAGCCACGGGCACGGCAGCCAAAGCAACCCCGACAGAUUACUGAUGUAGCGGGAGUGAUCAACAUCAGCGAUGACAGCAGCACCGAGUCUGACGCCAUGGACAGCGACUCCAACUCCUCGCCAGACUCAGUCCAAGACAACACUGACGAUGUCAUCUUCGUCAAUCAAACCAGCUACCAAAUGGCACGGUUAGAGGAGAUGAAACAAGGGCUUCUCAACAAGAUCGCUGAGCUGGGAAAAGAACUACCUCUUAACACACUGGAUGAGCUCAUUGAUAAAUUUGGAGGUCCAGAACAAGUAUCAGAGAUGACGGGACGUAAAGGCAGAGUGGUGCGUCGGUCUGACGGCAGCGUCCAAUAUGAGUCUCGCGCUGAGCAGGGCCACACUAUCGACCAAAUCAACAUCAAAGAGAAAGAUCGCUUCAUGAAUGGAGAGAAGUUGGUAGCCAUCAUAUCAGAAGCGGCCAGUUCUGGGAUUUCACUUCAAGCUGACAGAAGGGUGAAGAAUCAGUGUCGGAGGGUUCACAUGACCCUGGAGCUGCCUUGGAGUGCGGACAGGGCCAUCCAGCAGUUUGGUGAGUCGGCAGGAGCUCUGACUCAUGGUGACAGGAGGGCCACAGAGUCUAGAGACCUGAGCAAGUACAACUUUGAAAAUAAAUAUGGCACCAAAGCUCUAGAUAAGAUUACCAAAGCCAUCCUUGGUCAGAUUGAAAGCAAGGUACCCCCUCCAAAUGACUAUCCUGGUGGCGAUUCCAUGUUCUUCAGAGACAUGAAGCACGGUAUGAUGGACGUAGGCAUGCUAUGCAGUAAUUCACGCUUGGGCAUCAACACUGAAAAAGACUGCAAUAUCACCAAGUUCCUCAACCGGAUACUGGGCCUGGAGGUGCACAAACAGAACUCCCUCUUCCAGUAUUUUACGGACAAUUUCGACUACUUGAUCGAAAAGGACAAGAAAGAGGGCAAAUAUGAUAUGGGAAUACUGGAUCUGGCACCAGGAAAUGACCAGAUUUAUGAGGAAACACAGGAGAAGUUUCUAACGGCGGGAAACCCUCAAGAUGGUCAAGUUAUCCUAUAUAAGAUAAGUGUAGAUAGAGGUAUGACAUGGUUGGAGGCUCUCCAGAAGGCCCAAACUCUCAGCAACCCGGAUGAAGGCUUCUAUUUAUCCCAUAAAUUGAGAGGUAACUACCCAUGCGUGCUGCUAGCCGUGCAGGGCCAGGAGCACAACAUGAUCAUCUACAAACCAAACAUCGGCAAGCAGGCCCAAACGGAAAGCCUUGAUAACCUUCAACAAAAAUACCACAAGGUCACUCCAGAGGAGGCACAAGAUAGCUGGGAAAACCAGUUCACUUUCUCCUUCAGGAAAUGUAGCCAUGCUAACUGGAACGGGAGGUGUAAGAAGGUAGAGGAGGGUCAGGAGUGCUUAAUGGGUACUCGAUUGCGUCAGUAUCACAUGUUGUGUGGCGCUCUGCUCCGCGUUUGGAAGCGUGUGUCUGAUGUGGUCGCUGACAUCACCAAUUCCAGCAUUCUCCAAAUUGUCCGCCUCAAAACCAAAGACAGCAGCAAACAAGUUGGUAUUAAAAUCCCAGAGAACUGCAUGUCAAAGGUGCGUCAGGAGUUGGUGAGGAUGGAUGCAGAGGUGAAGCAGCGACAUCGAGAGAAGGAGCAGCAAGCUCAGGAGCAGCGUCAGGCUGAGGAGCAACAGAGGCUGAUGGCACAGCGUCAGCAGCAAGAGUUUUUCUCACAAAAUUUGUUCACCUCAUCUUUGCCAAAUCCCAGCCUGGCCAGCUUACCCACUCCGUACAUCUCCUUCCCCUCGUUCCCUUCCAUAAAAUACCCUUUGGAAGAAAUCCUGGACUUGUCGGUUCAAAGAUCCUCGCCCUCCUCCCAAGUUAGCACUCAAGCUGACCUGGGUGUAGACAACCUCUCCAGGCAACCCGAACCUAUGGUGAACGACUUUAACCUUGAAGUGUUUAUUCAAGAGCAGCAACAACCACAGCAGGAGAGCCAGGCCACACAGGAAAGCAGUUCAGCACGGGACACAGAACUGUUAGACAUGAUACUGUCUUUGAACUCCUUUAUAACACCCCCUAGUCAGACUGCCCCUGCCUCUUCCUCCUCAGAUGCACCUUUGUCGGUACCCAUGGUCUUGUCAAAUUCCUUCUCUUCUUCCUUGUCCAACUUCACUCACUCACUCACACCACCUUCAUCAUCUUCCUUGUUGUCGCGCAUCUCUCUCUCCCCUACGGACCAGCAGAUGCUCCCAGUACCCAACAGCCACUGCAGCUCUGAAGCCAUCAUAAACGUACGAGAGGUGUUGAACAGCAUGCUGCAAGGUGGAACAGAAUCACGGCAGUCCGUCAUUAAGUACCCACAACCCGAGUGAGAUCCUUCCAGUCGGACUCUCCUGUAGACGCGCACACACUCAGGGCUGUAGCCUGACCACUGCCGGCGUCCUGCUCCAACACUGGCCUCGGUUCCACAAGCAUGAGAUUCUGCUUCAUAAGAUGGGAGGAAGUCUGGUGUUCCUAAACACUUUGUCUCCAUACUAUGGAUAGUUACCGAGGUUGUCAUCCCAGUUUAAACAGCCGGAAUUUUAUACACUGGGGCUUUAAAAGAGUAUUGAUUUACCAAGAGUGAAAGCGAUUUAAGGUUUGCUUAGGUUAUAUCAUACCACAUCGUACAGUAUAUUUUGCUUAAAGAUUUUGCUCAAGAUGGAGCAUGCAGAAAUGAAAAGACACUUGAGGUACCAUUUUGGUUCCUCAUUGCAGGAACCCUCCGGGGAAGCACCAGCCACCUUUAAAGGUGCCUCAAAUGUGAUUAGAGUCCUGAGAGAUCUUCAGUAUAUAUUUUAAGUGCCCCAAAAGGCUUUCUUUUAUAAAGGGGCCACUGGAGAAACUUUCUUUAGAGUUACUAAAGGAACUGGCUGUACGUUCCUUAUAGAACAUUACUGACUCUCCAUUUUGAAAGUGUGCCUAGAGGUUCUCCAAAGGGUUCUACCAAUGUGCCGACCAAAAGGAACCCCGAAUGUUACCUCAAGUAUCUUCUUUCUGUAGGAUCUUUUUUUUGUGUGUGGCCACAGAUUCCAUGUGGGCCUAGCUGAAGUUGUACAAACCUCACAUAUGCAAGACAUAGCGCAAAGUUCACUUCGGCAAGGAGCUUAAGUUUUGUUUUGCAUUGGACAAUCAUCAGCUUUACAUUUCCAUGAUGAACUUCUGUUAGACGAAACACUUUUCCUGAGGAGCAAGAGAACAGGCUACUGUCGAAAUGUGCCUUUGGAACAGACAGUGGAAUGUAGACGUAAACACAUACUCCUGUACCGUUCACGUGCAGAUGUUUGUAAUGUAUUUAUUGCCUUUAUUUAUCAGGCCUUGAAACAGUGUGCUAGUAGGAGAGCGUAACUUACCUGUGCAGCUGUCUCUCUGUUGUUCUAAAAUAGAACAGUCUGUCCUGCUGUCCCCUGUCUCGCAAUGUAAUAAGACAGAACGGUAACAAUCUAUUAGCUGAUUGGUUUAUUGAUCCCAAAAGGAAUUUAGUAGCACUUCGUCCUUUUGUUAUAUAUAUAUAUAUAUAUAUAGUACAAUAUUUUCAUUGUGACCUAGAAACUAAAAAGUCCUUCCUUCCUUACAAUCCAGAGUGGAUAAAAAAAAAAGAUCAGAUUUCAUAAUUUGAUGCGAUGCGAAAGACAUUCCUGGUACAGUCAAACUUUUAUCUAGUUGAAUUUAAGCCCUUUAUUUAAUAGAUUCAUUGUCAAAUGUUUUAAAUAUUUGUAAGGUGUAUAACAAUUACUUGAUUAUUCUUAUUUAAUUUGAAAGGGACAUGUUUUAGAUUAUUGUUUAUAUUUUGUUUUAUUGAUACUAUGAUAUUUGUAAUUGUGCAGACAGCAAUUGACAUUGCUCUGCUGCACUGGGUGGUUGAAUAUUUUGUUCCUUUUUUCUGUUUAUCUUCAUUCUUUAUGCAGUUGAUACAUUCUUAAAUAUUUUCACAGCAAUAGAGAGAUAUUAAUAUCGAACUGAAACCCAAAUAUUCACUUCAUAAGUUCAUGGCUUUAUGGUGUUAAAACCACUCCCUAUCUCAGGAUGAAAUUUAUGUUCAAUUAGUUAAAGAUUUUUAUUUAAUUUAGAUAAAAUAUAUCCAAAUGUUUAAUGUCUGCGUAAAGAUAUGGUUUGUUGUGUAUGUAAAAUCCUGUCAUUGACACAUAUUAAAGAUUAUUUAUUUAGCCAUUAUUGCAUAUUCACUGCACAGUUUAUUUUAUUAUUUUCAUUGAGGGAGAUUCUUUCAGCCACAUUUGCACUUGAAAAUUUUUAUGUGAAAUGACAUGUAAUUUCUUUCUCCUGCAUAUUGUUGUUACAUACUCGUUCAAUAAUUUGAAUUGUUCCAUGAUAUUAUAGUGCAUCACAUAGUUUUUACUUUACAAGUGAUUCACAAUGCAUCCAUUUAGUUUUCUCAGUGCCGCUCUAAAAACAGCCAGUAAGAUGAACAUGUGACUUAAGUUUCGGUUAUGCAUUCUAAUAAAGCAUCUUACACAAUGAAAGCACUAUACGAUGAGGCCAUGAAACUGGGACAAAGUCAAAUUAAUCUCUGUUACUAAAUAGAAAUCCAUUUGACUUGCUCUGUGUAUGAUUUGCACUAAAACUGCAUAAAUGAGUUUCUGUCUGGUUUGUGAUCCAGUGCUGCCAUGUUUGUUUGCUCAUAGCCCUUCAUGGGAAUGUUCAAUUCUGUAAACAUCUCGAUUCAUUGGCUUUGCUUUUAUAUCAAUAUGGCUUUUACGUAAUUUAUUGCUAGGAAAGAAAAACAUGCUACUGACUAUAUGUAUCUUGAACCGUUUUAUUCCUGUGUUCUUAUGCUUUUGUCAUUUUCUAUAGGCCUAUUUAUAAUCUAGAUCCAAUUGUAUAUAUUGUAAAAAACAAAAAAACUAAUUGUGCCUUUCAACUGUUUCUUAAAGAAAUUGUUUUCUACUUGUAUCUAAAGAAUGGAACAUAUUACAAACUUUGUUAUUAACAAGGCAAAAAAUAAAAUGUUCAGAUUA
Sinocyclocheilus anshuiensis is the source of this 7184-nucleotide messenger RNA. RefSeq names its product protein strawberry notch homolog 2-like. The coding region runs from base 264 to 4541 and encodes 1425 amino acids. The transcript is spliced from 30 exons. Gene Ontology annotation, molecular function: chromatin DNA binding; histone binding. NCBI's taxonomy places the organism in Eukaryota, Metazoa, Chordata, Actinopteri, Cypriniformes, Cyprinidae. The record is from RefSeq and is a predicted model, not a curated record. Gene Ontology annotation, cellular component: nucleus. Gene Ontology annotation, biological process: regulation of DNA-templated transcription.